Messenger RNA from Esox lucius (northern pike), 3979 nucleotides. RefSeq names its product pancreatic secretory granule membrane major glycoprotein GP2. Lineage: Eukaryota; Metazoa; Chordata; Actinopteri; Esociformes; Esocidae. Gene Ontology annotation, biological process: neutrophil migration. The record is from RefSeq and is a predicted model, not a curated record. Gene Ontology annotation, cellular component: cell surface; apical plasma membrane. Bases 1067 to 2914 code for a protein of 615 amino acids. The transcript is spliced from 10 exons.
AGUUUAUUGAAAUAUAUUCCAAAAUGUUAUUUUUGGUUAAAAAAAAAGACAGUUCGUUGAAGUGUCACACGGGGGCACAUGUCGAAACGGGAGGACAAGGGCGGAGCACGCACACAUCGCCAUGACAACAGACCCUGAUAACUGACGGAAGGGGAGCACGGGUCAACUGCGUCUCAACCGGGGCGUGUCCGCGAUCGCCCACCGCUAAAAGCCGUCCGCCGCCUCGCUCGGUAACCAAGAGCGAGGGGUGAGGGAACGCCGUAUCUGCGUGAUUAGGCCCAGUGCACACACAUUAAAACAUCGCCGUGGACAACAGUGACGGGCUGAGAGCGAAGGUGUGACCCACACGUGAGCAACGCCGCCGUGGAAGCGGAUCUGUGUUAAAGACGACUGGGAAAGCAUGAAAAUGGGACAAUGGUCAACGAGGAAGGGUGUGGCCCCUCGAAAACAGCCACGCUACACAGACCGCUUGAUGAAGACGCCGAAAAGAAAUUCGUGGGGGGCAACGACAAAAAAAACAAGAUACCAUCUGAAACACAUAAACAAUUGUCGCUGAAGCGUGCAACACGCAAAAACAGACACACCAGCGGAGCAGAAAGAAGAAGGGUCUGCAGGAAGUCAGCGGUUCUCUGGCUUCAUUGUGAAGACAUCAUUCAUACAGUGUUGACUCAAUGGCAUGUACCAGCCACCACAAACAUAAGCCUGUUGAUUUAAGGAUUUCCAGCUUUCUUCUGAGCUUUGCUUAAUUUGUUUAAAACCUCUGAAUUGAUCCCACACUCCCUUAAAGAGCAUAUUGACUUUAACCUAAUCACAGCCCACGUUGCCAUGACAGACAGGCAAUCACUGCAUUCCAUACAUGUGAACGUUCAUAGCUGUGAUUCAAUUUCCUCCGGAGGUCUCGUUCAGUGGUACAUUAUUAUACAAACGGCUCUGAGAGAGGUUUAUCCCGCUCCCCUAUGUGACCUGAGUAUAAAUGCCUCAUUCACGGUCAGGUUCCGGCAGUCGUCGACGAGACCUGGUUGUGUUUCCUGUUUCUGACCCGAUGAAAUAAGAAGUGCUGUAAAAGAUGACAUCAGCGGCUUUACUGGUGGCCCUGCUGGUAUUUGCCAGCUCAGGCCAAAGCUCAGGUGUGAUCGUCACCAGCUGUGGGGCUUGUCACGACCAAGCCACCUGCCACAGCCCACCAGCACCAGGGGACAUCUCGUGCACCUGCAGGACAGGCUUCAGCGGCGACGGCCUCGCGUGCUCACCGGACCACACCGUGGCCUCGUCUUCCGCCGUGCGCCACACCCAGAGCCUCCUCCGCCAGGCCAACCCCGGAUCCGAUCUGUCCAACGUCCGGUUCAGCUGCGGCUUCAACCAGUGCGCCGACGGGCAGGACUGCCUCGAAAUCGACGGUUUCCAGCGGUGCGUCGACCCCUGCCAAAGAUUCACGGUGCUGAACGAGACGUGGCGCACCACCGACAAUGUCGCGGGCGACAACCACUGCGACCGCGACAUACAGUGGGAUGGCUAUUACCGCAUGUUUAUCGGGAACCGGAGCGCGUCCAUGCCGGACCAGUGCGUGGAUUCAUUACGAUGCGGCACCCAAGCCCCCCUGUGGCUGGCAUCACCUCAUCCCCGGGCGGCCGACGGGAUUGUCAAGAGUUCGGUCUGCGCCAGUUUCAGGGGGUCCUGCUGCUGGGUUCAGUCUAAUGCCAUCCACGUCAAGGCCUGCCCAGGGAACUACUUUGUGUACAAGUUCGUCAAGCCGCCCGGAUGCUACUUUGCCUAUUGUGCCGAUGUGGGAGAUAUUGCUACAACCACAAAACCAGUCAAAACAACAGCAAAAGCCCCUGUCACCACGACAACAACACAAGCCACUGUUAAGAUCACCACGACAACGCAACCACUUAUUAGAGACAGCACUACGACAAAAACACCCGAUGGCACCAACCUCACUGAAACAACAAAGUCACACGUUACCACGACUACACAAAGAGAUGUGUGCGGUACCUGCCAACCGGGAGAGACCUGCGUGAGUCACGAUGGGGUCAACUGGAGGUGUGGGAUGUCGGAUAGGCCUGUUUUGCUCCGCCCUGAGCUGGUGUGUGGGCGGAGCCUCUUACAGGUGGGCGUUGACCAGUCAAACCUGAAGGCCGCUGGUCUGGACGCUACCACAGCUCACCUGGCCGACCCGCGGUGCAACGCUCAUGAAGAGCGUGGGGGGACGGUGUGGUACCUGGCCAAACGGACCGAGGGCACCUGUGGAAACACACUGGAGACAAAUGGCACCCACGCCAUUUUUUCCAACAGUUUAUUUGUGUACCAUAUUCAUGAUGUCUCCUUCACUCGACCUGUGAGCAUGCCAUUCUCCUGUUACUAUCCUCUGGAAUCUGACGCCAGCCUGGACAUGGCCAUCAAACCUUACCUGUCGCUGAAGAAUGCCACCAUGGGUAAGGGCUCCAAAGUGAAGUCCACCAUGACUCUCUACCGCGACCCCAACUUCACAGAGGUUUACCCAGCGGGCCGAGUCACCUUGCCUGUUGGUUCCAUGCUGCACGUGGGCGUGUCCAUAGAGGAGUCCGAGAUGGAGCGUUUCCUGGUCGUUCUGGAGGACUGCUACGCCACACAGUCCCCCAACCCCAAAGACACCACACGUUACUAUAUAAUUCAGAACAAAUGUGCAUCUAAAUUACGUGAGGUGUGGGUGGAGGAAAACGGUUCAUCCCUCAGGGCUCGCUUCUCCGCCCUGCUGUUCCAGUACCAUGGAGACCGCGAGGACGUCUUCCUGCACUGCAGCCUCAGUCUGUGUGACCAGAGGACCUCCUCAUGCUCUCCAGUCUGCGCCAAAAGGAAACGCCGCACAGUCAGCCCGUCUGUCCCCCUUGAACCCCUCACCAUCGGACCAAUCAGCUAUGAGGUCACAAAAUGAAGAUGGAACUUCCUUAAUCCAUUGCAUGCUUCCUGGAUCAUGCUUCCUGUAUGCUGAUAAACAAUGCAACCAAGGGAAAUAUGUUCUUUAUUUCAAAUGUAAACCUAGAUUUUAUAUGAUAAACAAUGCAAUUUUGUAUUGUUUUAAUAUAGGCAUAAUUUACCCAUACAACUUUUCUUUCAAGGAUAUUUAGUUUAGGGCCAGUCAUUCAUUUACUUCUGAAUCACUGCCUAUUUAUUGUUUGAAUUAAUCAGGUUUCUGCCUAUUUAUUGUUUGAAAUAAUCAGGUUUCUGCCUAUUUAUUGUUUGAAUUAAUCAGGUUUCUGCCUAUUUAUUGUUUGAAUUAAUCAGGUUUCUGGGCGAAAUGUGGAUAAUAUAACCACCAUAUUUAUUCUUCAGCCUAUUUUCUUUUAAAUCAAAUAUUUAAAUGAUAAAAAUGCUUUGUAUGUACAUUAAUUUCAUUUACUUACAACAAGUAUUGAAUGAAUUGAUCUAUGACAAUAGGUUAAUCUGUGACAAUGCAACACAAUCCAAAUAUAAUGUUAACAUUUAAAGAGCAACUGGACAAGAUGAAGUUUCCCAAAAGCCUAAGCUAUUUAAAAGUAAAUCAAUUGGAACCAUUCAGCUUCUGAAUUGUUGACAUCAGGAAACAACACUAAGUAGGCUGGCAUUGAAAGAGGUCACAUCGUCAGGCACAGUUAUUGUAUUGAUGUUAGCUAAUGAACAAUAUUUUUGUCAGGAAAAGGAGAGGGCCCUAGAAAAAUAAACAUUUCCUUAAACGACUGUGGAAUUAGUUGGUAGCUAGCUUCCCACUAAAUGUUCACAUUAUCAUGUAUUUUGAACAUUUACAUUGAAAAUAAAUGCAAUGAAUGGAUGAAGAUUCUCUAAACACAUAAUUUAGAAAAUCAAUCAGAUGUCAACUGAAUUACAGACAUUUAAAAAAUGUAUUGGCAUGGGGAAAUAAGUUCUGUGGGAAGUGUCAACUGUCAUUUCAUUUAUUGUCAGAUGUUUUCUCACGUCUUAUACUGUCAUUCAUUUUUUUAUUUUUCACCAUGUUUUAAUAGGA